Molecule: messenger RNA, 3590 nt
Organism: Aedes albopictus (Asian tiger mosquito)
Lineage: Eukaryota; Metazoa; Arthropoda; Insecta; Diptera; Culicidae
Exons: 4
Coding region: 99-3509 (1136 amino acids)
Molecular function (GO): monooxygenase activity; oxidoreductase activity, acting on paired donors, with incorporation or reduction of molecular oxygen; heme binding
Source: RefSeq, a predicted model, not a curated record
GAAUUAAUGACAUCUGUUGCGUGUUUUCAAUCUUCCCCCUCGGUUCCGUCCGACCGAAAACGGAAUCAGUCUACGACGCACUGCCAUCGCCCGCGGACAUGGACAUGGUCAUCACAUACGUUCUCGCAGCAAUUGCGCUGCUGCUUCUGAUACUGCUGGCACUCCUCUAUCGAUUUCUGGCGCGUAAAAAUGAUUACUUUCGCAACAAACCGAUCCCGUCGCUUCCGGGCCCACUGCUGCUGGGUGCAACCAAACCGAUGAUGCUGUCUCGAGUGUCCUUCACCGAGUACGUUAAAAGCACCUACGAUAGCUUCCCGGACGCCAAGGUGUUUGGCCUGAUGAAUACCGUCCUGCCGUUGUACGUGCUGCGUGAUCCCGAGCUGAUCAGGAAGAUCGCCGUCGAUGAUUUCGAUCACUUCACCGAUCAUCGGCCGCUCAUUGGUGCAGAUCAUGGCGAUCACCCAAACCUGAUCGCGGUCAAAACGUUGUAUGCCCUGAACGGGCAGAAGUGGAAAACUAUGCGAUCGAUGGUUGAUCCGGCCUUUGCCGAACUGAACGUAAAGGGCAUGUUCGAGCUGAUCGUCGAGUGCUGUGAAGCGUUGGUGACGUACUACCGGGAGCAAGGCGCCAAGGAGUGGGAUGUGAGGGACGUGUUUGAGCGACUUUCGAGUGAUGUGAUCGCGACGUGUGCGUUCGGGAUCAAGUUUAAUUCGUCGAGCGAUCGCGACAACGAAUUCUAUCGCAAUGUGAAAAAGAUGAUGGUUUUUGGGAAUUUCAAAACGCAGUUGAAGAUCGCCGCCUAUUGGUUUACGCCGUGGUUCAUGAACCGUUUCGGGAUCGACUUGAUCAGUCAGGAGAGUAGCGAUUACUUUUCGGGGUUGAUCAAGGAAGCGGUCCGAACAAGAGAAGCAAGCGAUGUCAUUCGUCCGGAUAUGGUACACCAGUUGAUGCAGCUUCGGAAAGGUGGGAUGGUAACGAACCAGCAGGAAGAUGAUCAGCAACAGGAAGUCUCCGAAGUGACACCAUCGCUGCCCAAAGUUACCAUUACCGAGAGUGAAAUGAUCGGACAGUGUUGGACCUUCUUCUUCGCUGGAUUCGAUACGGUUUCGUCGACUCUGACCUUCCUGGCGUACGAACUAGCGUUGAACCCGGACGUUCAGGAAAAACUCUCCGCGGAAAUUGCAGACAUUCAUCAGUCGCUGAAAGGACGAUCGAUUACAUUCGAGGCUUUGAACACCAUGAAAUACCUGGACAUGGUCCUAUCGGAGACGCUUCGUAUGUGGCCCUCGAGUCCAGCCGUGGAUCGACUGUGCGUUCAGGAGUACACGCUGGACGACGGACAGGGUUUGCAGUGUCUCUUGGAAAAAGGCACAGGCGUUUGGAUACCGAUCCACGGCAUUCACCGCGAUCCCCAGUACUAUCCAGAACCGAACAAAUUCGACCCGGAGCGGUUCAGCGAGCAGCGUAAGGGUGAGAUAAAACCAUACACCUAUCUGCCGUUCGGGAUUGGACCCAGGAAUUGCAUUGGGAUGCGGUUUGCGAUGAUGGAGCUGAAGUGUAUGGUGUACUACUUGGUGUUGAACUUCCGGCUGGAGAGGACCGAGAAAACUGAAGUGCCGCCGGUCUUCGAGAAAGGAUAUGCCACGUUGGGUGCAGCGAAUGGUCUGGUGUUGAAGGUGGUGCCGAAAAAACCGAGACUAAAAAUAAACAACCAUCAUCAUCCAAUCGUCGACCGUGACCGCCAUGCCAAAAAUUUUGAUCCAAUUGGCCAGUCUGUGUUUCCAGCGCGUGCACACAUACCCUCUCGCAUUAGCUUCUCCGCACCGAAUUUGGCCCUGACUGUAGUCAGACCGGUAUCCAAAUCAGUCGCCAUUUAUCGGACAACCGAGAUGGAAGUGAAUUUACUACUUCUGGGCACGGUGCUGGCCGUGCUCGUUUAUCUGUACCGUUUGAUAACGCAGAACAACGGCUACUUUCACGAUAAGCCGAUCCCCUGGCUGCGGGCUUGGCCCCUGCUGGGUACGACCGCCCCACUACUGUUGAAGCAGGUUACGUUCGCCGAUUUUGUGUCGUACGUUUAUAACAAGUUUCCAGGGGUUAAGAUCCUCGGGAUGUUCGACACAACGACGCCAUUCUUCGUGAUCCGCGAUCCGGAGUUGAUCAAGCAGAUCGCCGUCAAGGACUUUGACCACUUCAUGGAUCAUCGACCGUUCUUUGGCGAACCAGAAGACACCGAGGACCAUCCCCACGCCCUGUUCAAGCGAGUUCUGUUCACCCUGUCCGGUCAGCGAUGGCGUAACAUGCGGGCCACUCUGAGUCCGGCCUUUACCGGGCGGAAGAUGCGGCUGAUGUUCACGCUGAUGGUGGACUGCGGCGAGCGGAUGCUGAAGCACUACGAAGCGUUGAUGGGUGGCACGGGGGGACGGAUGGAAGUGGAGAUCAAGGACAUGUUGAGCCGGUACGGGAUCAACGUGAUCGCGUCGUGCGCGUUCGGGAUCGAAGUGGAUUGCUUUCGGGACGUUGAUCACGAAUUCAUGUACCACGGAAAGAGGAUGAUGCAGAUGGGCAGUCCGCUGGUGAUAGCGAAGAUGCUGUUCAUGAGAAUGUUCCCAACAUUUGCGAAGAACUUCGGGUUGGAUAUUAUGCCGCGGGAGCAAGCGGUGUAUUUCACCAAGUUGAUCAAGGAGACGAUCCGAGCCCGGGAAAGUCAGGGUAUUGUUCGUCACGAUAUGAUCGAUCUGCUGUUGGAAGCUCGGAAGGGAACGUUGAGGUACGAGGAAGAACGAGAGGAAGCCCAGGAAGGGUUCGCCACUGUUCAGGAAUCGGUGGUCGGGAAGGCGAAAGUAACGAAGGUCAUAUCGGAAACUGACAUGGUCGCGCAGUGUCUGAUCUUCUUCAUCGCUGGAUUUGAAUCCGUAUCGACAACGUCCAUGUUCAUGAUUCACGAGUUGAUUCUGAACCCGGACAUUCAGCAGAAGUUGUAUGAAGAAGUUCAACAGACCCAUAAGCAACUUGAAGGUCAGCUUCUGACAUACGACGCGCUCCAGGGAAUGAAGUACAUGGACAUGGUCGUGUCGGAAACCAUGCGGAAGUGGCCGCUGUCUCCGAUUGGCGAUCGGUUGUGCGUAAAGGACUACAACCUAGACGACGGUCAAGGCCUUCGGUUCACCAUCGACAAAGGCACUUGCGUGUGGUUCCCGAUUCAUGGUAUUCAUCAUGAUCCGCAGUACUACCCGAAUCCGGACCGGUUCGACCCGGAGCGGUUCAGUGAUCAGAACAAAGGCAACAUCAAGGUGGGAACGUAUCUGCCGUUCGGUAUCGGUCCAAGGAACUGCAUUGGAUCGCGUUUUGCGCUCAUGGAACUGAAGGCCGUCAUGUACCACAUGCUGCGUAGAUUUUCGUUUCAUCGAAGUGCCAGGACGCAAAUUCCGUUGAAGCUGCGCAAGGGUAUGAACAACGUGGGAACCGAUGAAGGAUUGUACGUGGAACUGCGGCUGAGGAAUGCUUGAGGGCUUGAGACUGAGCUUGUAGACGGAGUGUAAACCACAAUGAGUUAAUUUGGAUUAAUAAAAGUUCAGGUUUGAGUAAAA